Messenger RNA from Aspergillus fumigatus Af293, 1104 nucleotides. Its product is annotated as SET domain protein. The transcript has 3 exons. Lineage: Eukaryota; Fungi; Ascomycota; Eurotiomycetes; Eurotiales; Aspergillaceae. The record is from RefSeq and is a predicted model, not a curated record. Gene Ontology annotation, molecular function: protein binding. The coding region runs from base 1 to 1104 and encodes 367 amino acids.
AUGAAAUACUACAAUCAGAGCCAGUCGUCUCGCGCCUUGGAGAUGAUCGUCCAGGCCUACUGGAUUGAAUGCUAUGAAGCACGUAUUGCCGUCAUCCGGCUGGAGAACCCGCAUUUAUCCAGUACUGAGGCACGAGUGACUGCACUGAAAGAGGCCUGUGCAGUCCUCAGCUGGAAGGAAAAGGACCUCCGAAACAGAAUGGCAAUCUGGCGUGGGUACAAGGAAAUCAAAGAUGCAGGCGGCUGGCCCGCCCUGAUCUUCGCCAGCUCCGGCGUCUACCGGUUCUGCAAAUACCGCACCGGCUUUAGCGAGGGUUUCUCGACGCGUCUGCGCCAUAUCCGGUCGAGUCUGGAAGUUGCAGCCGACACCCUCCACCCCGAAUGGAGGGAUCUGUUGCACGUCAUCGGCCAGGGGGAUACCCGGCGCCAGUACCAUGGCCACCCCCAUGAGUGGGUGACAGUCACAGGAGCGCCAGCACUACCCCUGCACGCGACCUAUGCGCAUCUCAAUCUGCCGAACGGGUUCGUAUAUCGCUUCAUUGACGAGUGUGUGCUCGAUACGACAGUAUUUGGGGAGGAAGAUCCCCGUCGUGUACCCGAUCUGGAUCCGGAUAUCUGCCAGGUCUGCAAGUCGAAACAGGCGGACGACGUCGAACAGAACCAAUGCUCGUGUUUUCCGGCGCUAUUCGGAGGCGUCAAGGGACCGGCUCCUGUUCAGAUAUUCAGUACCGCCAGCGGAAAGAACAAUGGCGUAGUGGCCCGUGUGAACUUUGACCGCGGGGCGGCCAUCGGCGAAUUCGUCGGGCUUAUAACAAAUGGCAUCUCGGGCGUAGAUGUCAUGGUAGGCGGCACAAAGAGCAGGACGUACCAGAUCUACCAGGGCGAGAUGGGCAACUUCACCCGGUUUAUCAAUCAUUCCUGCCGGCCCAACAGCCAGUUCCAGCGGUUCUACUGGCGCGGCCAGGAGCGAAUCAUUGUGGUUUCACGAGGUGUAGUAGCGGGGAGGGAGAUCACAGUAGAUUACUCGGACCAUUAUUGGAAGCAGUUGAAUAAGGUCUGUCUGUGUGGGGAGUUGUGCUGUCGAUUCAGAGAGUCGAAUCGGUGA